Molecule: messenger RNA, 489 nt
Organism: Pogona vitticeps (central bearded dragon)
Lineage: Eukaryota; Metazoa; Chordata; Lepidosauria; Squamata; Agamidae
Gene: UQCRQ
Product: ubiquinol-cytochrome c reductase complex III subunit VII
Biological process (GO): mitochondrial electron transport, ubiquinol to cytochrome c
Cellular component (GO): respiratory chain complex III
Source: RefSeq, a predicted model, not a curated record
GUGCUGGCUCAUACCGGAAGUGACGUCUAAUCGCGGCCCAGGAAGACCUUUCCGCCUCUCGUUGCGACUGGAGUGGGACGUUGUGACCUUCUUGGAAGACGGUGAACGGAGUAAUCUGCCAACAUGGGUAGGACGUUUGGACAAUUGGCACGGAUGAGACACAUAGUCACCUACAAGUUGUCUCCAUUUGAACAAAAAAUGUUUCCAAACUCCUUAUUGUCCGAAGCGCUCAAUUUUUGGCGGCGGUUUUCCUCACAGGCCUUACGUGUGGCACCUCCAUUUAUCGUCUGGUAUUUAGUUUGCUCCUGGGGAACAGAAGAAUAUGAACGCUCUGUCAGAAAGAACCCGGCUGACUAUGCAAAUGACAAGUAAAAUGCUCCAAAUGAAGGAAACGCUUUCUGGCGCUCAUUCUUCUUGCUCUAUUUGUUGACCUACUAUUUCAAAUAUAAGAACGCUUGGGUCAUCUUCAGUAAAUCUCUUUCUGCUCAA